Molecule: messenger RNA, 1636 nt
Organism: Phlebotomus argentipes
Lineage: Eukaryota; Metazoa; Arthropoda; Insecta; Diptera; Psychodidae
Gene: Scox
Product: protein SCO1 homolog, mitochondrial
Exons: 3
Coding region: 97-873 (258 amino acids)
Biological process (GO): intracellular copper ion homeostasis; mitochondrial respiratory chain complex IV assembly
Cellular component (GO): mitochondrial inner membrane
Molecular function (GO): copper ion binding; copper chaperone activity
Source: RefSeq, a predicted model, not a curated record
GCGCGGGAAGUUUUGCAUUUAGAGUGUUUCUCGUAAACACCCAACAAGUGACAUGUUUCCUGGCCGACUCAUCGAUUUGUAGUGUUUAACCUCACAAUGUCGCGACUAGGAAGGUUCCUGUUUUGCCAGAGGAUUUCCUCCCUUUUGCCGCCCAGGAGACUCCCUGAUGGAUUGGUGAGACGUUCCAUGGCCACUGAGAGGGCGCCCAAGAAGGCGGUGGGGCCGAUAACGUGGCGCAGCCUCGGCAUCAUCACAAUUGCCGGAGCCGGUGUGAUGGGAUUUAUGUAUUACGUGAAGCAGGAAAAAGAGAUGGCUAUGCUGAAGGAGCGGAAGAGGCAGCUCGGCAAGGCGGCUAUUGGCGGACGAUGGGAAUUGGUGGAUUGCGAGGGAAAAACGAGGAAAUCUGAGGAUUUCCAGGGCCAGUGGCUCCUGAUCUACUUCGGAUUCACCCACUGUCCGGAUGUAUGUCCAGAGGAGCUGGAGAAAAUGGCAAAAGUCGUUGAUAACAUCGACGCCCUCAAGGAUGUGCCCAAUAUUCAGCCCCUGUUCAUCACGGUGGAUCCUGAGAGGGACUCCAAAGAGAUCGUGGGGAAGUAUGUGAAGGAGUUCUCGCCCAAAUUGCUCGGCCUGACAGGGAGUUUGGAGCAAAUUCACCAGGUGUGCAAGGCUUUCCGGGUGUAUUACAGCGCUGGUCCCAAAGACGUCGACGAUGACUACAUUGUCGACCACACAAUCAUCAUCUAUUUAGUGGAUCCCAACGGACAAUUUGUGGACUAUUAUGGCCAGACGAUGCAGGCAGAGCAGAUAUCCACGUCCAUCGCGGUGAACAUGGCCAAAUUCAAUCAGAUGAACGAGAAGUCCUGGUUUGGGUGAUAUCCAGCCACCUUUGAGUUCUACAAAGUCGAGUAAGUGAGCAAGAAAAGUCGUGAUGUAACAUACAAAAAUGCAUUUUCACUUUAUUUACAUUCUCACGCGUUUUUUACACUGUUGCCAUCCCAUUUUUUGUCCUCUACUGAGUUAUUUUGGUUAUUUUCCACUCUUUUUUACUUGUUCACAUCAUAUAAACCUUACUAAUACGUUAAAAAUUGAUUUGGCUUCUGUGGACGAGAAAAACCGCUCAAUUUUGUUCCGCAGAAGCAUAGAAAAUUAAAGAGACGCGAAAUUUGUUUGGGGAACUGUGGCGAAUAUCCAUCAGGAAUGUAUAAAGUAAAAAUGGAAUGUCAUAUAAAUUCGGUACAAUUUUUAAUUAAAUACCAUGAAAUGAUGCAUGUAUUAUCAGUGCAUUUGUGAAACUGAUCCUGUUAUGAAUAUGACUUUUUUUAUGGUGAAAUGCAAACUCAGUCAUAUAUUUUUUUUCGAAAAUGUGCAAUCAAGUGGUAAAAAAAACAUGCCUUUUUACUUGUUAAAAGCAUAAAUUUUGCUUGAAUUUGAGACAGAUUUAAUUACUUUGUACACUUAAAAAAUGUAUGUGAAAUACAACGAAUGAGCACUAAUUAUAGUUUUAUAUAUAAAAUUUAUUGGAUUUUGCCUGUUACAAGAAAACGAGAAUAAAAUGAGACGAUAAAGUAUUUGACAAGGUGCAAAUAACUUUCAGAAGCCCUUGGUUGAUAUUCUCAGAGUAUCCUGAUGAAUAAUU